This is a messenger RNA of Fundulus heteroclitus (mummichog), 1700 nucleotides long. RefSeq names its product prostaglandin reductase 2. The transcript has 8 exons. The record is from RefSeq and is a predicted model, not a curated record. Bases 271 to 1314 code for a protein of 347 amino acids. Gene Ontology annotation, biological process: prostaglandin metabolic process. Gene Ontology annotation, molecular function: 15-oxoprostaglandin 13-reductase [NAD(P)+] activity. NCBI's taxonomy places the organism in Eukaryota, Metazoa, Chordata, Actinopteri, Cyprinodontiformes, Fundulidae.
UGAGUUUUCCUCCAGUUUAAGGAAAAGUCCCCGUUUCGUCGCUAUUUAUUUGCACCCGAUGAGGAACUGCGCCGAUAGUUUCCUCACUUUUAGCGAGAACCCAGCGAACUAGCGUCCGCUCAGCACUGUAAGUGGCGUUUACAGCGCUAACAGUCCUUUUAUGACAGGUUUUCAUUUGCAGCGAGAGAUCUGUUUCUCGCACUGUGACCUGCCUCUGACUUUUGCAGCCGGUUGCCAGGUCUGAGCGUCCGGGCAAACGCGACAAAAAGCAUGCACGCGCGCAGAGUCGUUCUCAACUCGCGACCAGGUAAAAAUGGGGAGCCAAGCCCGGGAAAUUUCAGCCUGGAACAAAUUACUCUAACACCUGACCUGAAAGACGGACAAGUCCUUGUCCGGACGCUUUACCUCUCAGUUGACCCUUACAUGCGCUGUAGAAUGAACGAAGACACCGGUGCUGAUUACGUGGGUCCAUGGAAGCUGUCUGAGUGUGUGGACGGCGGAGGUGUUGGCGUGGUGGAGACCAGCCGCUGCAGCGCUCUGGCUGAGGGAGAUGUGGUCACUUCAUUCAACUGGCCAUGGCAGACCCAUGCUGUUAUGAUGGGAAGCAGCCUACAGAAGGUUGAUUCACAGAUGGUCGAUGGACACCUGUCCUACUUUUUGGGACCGGUUGGUAUAACAGGACUCACCGCGCUGCUGGGAGUCAGGGAGAAGGGCCAUGUGACCAAAGGGGCCAAUCAGACGAUGGUGGUCAGCGGCGCAGCUGGCGCCUGUGGCUCCCUAGCUGGACAGAUCGGCCGGCUGGACGGAUGCGUGAGGGUGGUUGGGAUAUGUGGUUCCAACGAGAAGUGCAGAGCUUUGGUCGAAGAUCUGGGCUUCACCGCGGCCAUCAACUACCGCAGUGAGGACGUCUCGGCACGGCUCAAGGAGAUCUGCCCUGACGGCAUCGACGUCUACUUUGACAACGUGGGAGGCUCCAUCAGCGACGUCGUCAUAGAGCAGAUGAACAGAGGAGGCCACGUGAUCCUCUGUGGCCAGAUCUCGCAGUACAACAAGGACGUGCCGUAUCCUCCCCCUCUGAGCGAUAAGACGCAAGAAAUCCUGCAAAGUCGGAGCAUCACCCGAGAGAGAUUUAUGGUGCUUAGCUACAUGAGUAAAUCAGAAGCUGCCCUCUUUGAGCUCAGCCAGUUGGUAAAAUCAGCUCAGAUCAAGGUGCUGGAAACGGUGGUGAAUGGUAUAGAAAACAUGGGAGUUGCAUUUUGCUCCAUGAUGAAAGGUGGAAACAUCGGCAAACAAAUAGUAAAAAUAUCCGACUGAGGGAAACUGGAGUUGCUUCCGGGCCAGACGCCGCUCCUAAUGUACGCCUUUUCAUCGCCUCCAUUACUGUAACACUAAUUUCUAGAACUUACUUCCUAAUGUGAAAUAAAAUAAGAAAAUAAAUGAAUCGCUCCUAUUUUCUAACUGUAUUAAAGAUGAGAUAAAAUUUAAUUUCAGAAAUUUGGAGCAUCCUGGAAUCAAUAUUAAAUGAGGCUGAAAUUAGUUAGAGCGCCUCCUGAUUAUUGUCAACUCUUUCCCCAGCUCUUUGUAGAAAAAUGUCCAACCAGACUACUUGGUUGAAGUACGUUAUUUUGUACGUUUUUUUUACAGAGUGUUGACUUUUUUCCCCCCUGUUUUAAAAAAAUAAAUGUAAAAGUUUUAAGUGA